Messenger RNA from Penicillium lagena, 711 nucleotides. RefSeq names its product GRAM domain-containing protein. Gene Ontology annotation, cellular component: nucleus. The record is from RefSeq and is a predicted model, not a curated record. Gene Ontology annotation, molecular function: transcription coactivator activity; chromatin DNA binding. The coding region runs from base 1 to 711 and encodes 236 amino acids. Gene Ontology annotation, biological process: positive regulation of DNA-templated transcription. The transcript is spliced from 3 exons. NCBI's taxonomy places the organism in Eukaryota, Fungi, Ascomycota, Eurotiomycetes, Eurotiales, Aspergillaceae.
AUGUCUAUCAACUGGGUGAUGCUCCAAGACCACGAAGGCUUCGUGCGUCUGCCCAACGAACGCCUGAUCUACUCCUCGCCCCCGCGCACCAGCCUGACUCUAUCCCCGCCCAGCGCCUACAAAGGCAAAGAAACCCUCUCCGUCCAAAGCAGCGCUGGCUGUAUUCACCUCACCAACCAAAGAGUCGUCUACCUCCCCGCCCAACAAACCGCAGACUUCCAGUCCUUCUCUUCCCCUCUCCUCAAUGUCCACGACUCGCACGUCUCCGCGCCCUUCUUCGGUCCCAACGUAUGGACAGCCCUGGUGCAGCCCGUAUCGGGCGGAGGCAUCUCACCGAACCUGCCAGCCGUGCAGCUGAAAGUCACCUUCAAAGAAGGGGGGGCCUUUGACUUCCAUACAAACUUUGAGCGCAUCAAGGAGCGUCUUGCGCAGGCCGUUGAGAACACCGAUAGCGGGACCCGCGGUCUCCGCGGCGUGGAUUUGACGGCUAUUCACUUGGACGAGCUGCCGGCAUACGAUGCUCCGCAACAUACCAGGAACCACUACUCGGGCCCGAGUGAACGGCCGCCUCCGCCGGCAGAAUCGCAGAGUGCUGGACGCAGACCGUCGGAAGUGUCGCCUGAACCCUCCGAGCCCCCGCCAUGCUAUGAGGAAGUGCAGUCGCAGAGCGUAGCUCAUGAGUUGGAGGAGCGGCUGCGACGCAGUGGUUGA